AUGUUUGCUGUUCCAGGAUGGUCCGUCUCAGCGGAAGGUCUCAAGUCUGAGGCCCCCGGCAAAAACAAUAAUAACAGCGCGCCCAGCAAAAAGUCCAAUAAGCGCAAGCGCAACAACAACAACGCUACUGAGAAUGUCACAGCUUCGACUGUCGCUGAUCUUUGGGAGUCUGUGAUUGAGGGAAAGAAGACUGAGCAGCCCAAGUCUGAAAAGGCUGCCAAGAGGCAGAAGAAGCAGAAGAAGGCUAAGGAUGGCGAGGAUGAGAAGCUGAAGGAGGGCGAUGAGACGAAGGAGGUUAAGGAGGCCAAGGAGGGCGGUGAUGAUGAGGAGCCCAAACCUAAGAAGGAGAAGAAGGACAAAAAGCAGAAGCAAAAACAAAAGUCUACCGAGGACUCAACAGAAACCACCACUUCACCAGCAAAGGCCGUCGUCGCAAAGACAGCAUCUCUGCCUCCUGCUCCUCCCAAGCUCACUCCCCUACAAGCUUCUAUGAGAGAGAAGCUCAUCUCAGCACGAUUCCGCCACCUCAAUGAGACACUCUACACCCGCCCCUCCGAGGAGGCUUUCAGUCUCUUCGAUGAGUCCCCCGAGAUGUUCGACGAGUACCAUGAAGGUUUCCGUCGCCAGGUCAAGGUCUGGCCUGAGAACCCCGUCGACAGCUUCCUCAAGGAUAUCCGCACACGCGGCAAGGUUCGCCAACAAGGCAAAGGCAAGCCUGGAGCUCCUCCUACGCCAUUGCCCAAGACACCGCUACCUCGUACACAACAACAGUGUACUAUCGCUGAUCUUGGCUGCGGUGAUGCUCGUCUUGCAGAGGCUCUCCAGUCGGAUGGCAAGAAACUCAAGGUCAAUGUCAAAAGCUACGAUCUCCAGAGCCCAAGUUCUCUAGUCACCAAGGCUGAUAUCGCCAACCUGCCUCUUGCUGAUGGCUCCGUCAACGUCGCUGUCUUUUGUCUUGCUCUCAUGGGCACCAACUGGGUUGAUUUCAUUGAGGAGGCCUACCGUAUUCUCCACUGGAAGGGUGAGCUCUGGGUUGCUGAGAUCAAGAGCCGCUUUGGUCCCAUUCGAAAUAAGAACGCCCCUGUAACCCACAGUGUUGGCAACCGCAAGAAGAACGCAACGGCCGGCAAGAAAGGCAAGAAGGGUGCUGAUAACGAUGCUGAGCAUGAUGAAGAUCUGGCCGUAGAGGUCGACGGUAUGGAUGAUCGUCGCCGUGAGACAGACGUUUCAGCGUUCGUCGAAGUGCUCAGGUCACGCGGUUUUGUUCUUCAGGGCGAUCGAGAGGCCAUCGAUCUGUCCAACAAGAUGUUUGUCAAGAUGCACUUUAUUAAAGGAGCAUCGCCCACAAAGGGAAAGCAUGUCAAGGAGCAGGAGGCCCCUAAGGGUAAGAGGGGCAUUAUUCGCAGGAUAGAUCCCAUCGAUGAGCAGCCUGAAGUUAACGAGGCUUCUGUCCUCAAGCCUUGCGUCUACAAGAUCCGGUAA
Messenger RNA from Fusarium tjaetaba, 1482 nucleotides. Its product is annotated as ribosomal RNA-processing 8. The coding region runs from base 1 to 1482 and encodes 493 amino acids. Lineage: Eukaryota; Fungi; Ascomycota; Sordariomycetes; Hypocreales; Nectriaceae. Gene Ontology annotation, molecular function: rRNA (adenine) methyltransferase activity. The transcript has a single exon. Gene Ontology annotation, biological process: rRNA methylation; ribosomal large subunit biogenesis. The record is from RefSeq and is a predicted model, not a curated record. Gene Ontology annotation, cellular component: nucleolus.